Molecule: messenger RNA, 1923 nt
Organism: Verticillium alfalfae VaMs.102
Lineage: Eukaryota; Fungi; Ascomycota; Sordariomycetes; Glomerellales; Plectosphaerellaceae
Product: tyrosine-protein phosphatase pmp1
Exons: 1
Coding region: 1-1923 (640 amino acids)
Biological process (GO): protein dephosphorylation; negative regulation of MAPK cascade
Cellular component (GO): cytosol; cytoplasm; nucleus
Molecular function (GO): protein tyrosine/threonine phosphatase activity; MAP kinase tyrosine/serine/threonine phosphatase activity
Source: RefSeq, a predicted model, not a curated record
AUGAAGGGCCUAUCCAUUCAGCCACCCAGUAUCAACACCGGCGUCGUCAACACAACGAACCAAGUCACGUCCGAACCUGCCUCGCCGUCCUUCAUCAAGCCUACGAUACCCGGAAUGAAGAGGAAACCUAGUCAGCUUAGCCUCAAGACGAACUCGACCGAUCUCAUCGCGAGAACCACUCUGGAAGUUCCCAGCACGCCGGCUCUGCCACCCAUCUUGCAACGUCGCGCAUUAAAACAUUCGACCUCAUCGCCCCAUAUGCUGACGGGACUCAAAUCAGCGUCAUUAGGACCAAUCGGAGGCAUGAGUUUCCCCAAGGUUCUUGAGCGCAACGAGUCAGGGCUUUCCGAGCUUCUGAGGCCAACGAGGACGGGCAUUGGCGCGACCUUUGAGGCACCCAUCACUGAGGAGGAAUCGCCAAUUCGAACUCAAAUGGCCAACCGAGCCGCCAUGGAUGCCGAGCCCUUCCAUGAAAUCGAACAAAACGAAGACCAAAAGACACCCGGGUACCCUGACGGACCCAUCGCUAUUUAUGACGACAAUGUCUUCCUGUAUCUCGAGCCAUCGGCGGAUGAGGCAGCCAGGUUCGACACGGUCAUCAAUGUUGCCCGUGAGGUCAUCAAUCCCUUCAGCGCUGCACACAAAGCGGACCACGAGAUGACCGACGGGCCCACGGAGGCUGCCGACGACAGCCCCAUCCCCGAUACCGCGGUAACCAGCGCCAGUUUUGCGACAGCAUUUGAGUUCCAGCCUUCAGACAAUCGCCCCAUGGAUACUCCAACGACGCCCCGGGCCGUUGGAUUUCCCCAGAAGCAGCCUGAGUACAUACACAUGCUUUGGGACCACAAUACGGAUAUCGCGAAAGACCUCAUGCAGCUUUGCGAGACGAUCGAAUCGAGGACGAGGGAGGGCAAGAAGGUCCUGAUUCACUGCCAGCAGGGCGCGAGUCGUUCCGCCAGUCUCAUCAUUGCCUACGGACUAUACAAGAAACCCGAGCUCAGUGUCAACGAUGCUUACUAUGCCGCUCAGGCGAAGAGCAAGUGGAUCAGCCCCAACAUGAAGCUCAUGUACUGCUUGCAAGAUUUCCAGAAGGAGGUGUCUGCGAGAAAGCCUGCGCCUGGUUCCGCAUUCCGUCCUCGCUCCGGCAAGAGUCCAACUAAGCAUCGACUGACCCUCUCCGCCGACGCCAUUGAGAGUCCAGCAAAGGAGGCGCGGACCGCUCCCAGAACCGCUCCUCUUCCCAACGAGCAAGAGAAGAACUCAAUGGGCGGCGUCGCUGGUAAUGGCAGCCCAAGGAGGGCGCGCAGAUUCUCGAACCCUAGCAACAACCGGCCGAACCCUGUCAAGGCGUACUCGGCCCCCGCAAGCUUUUGCUGCUCACCAGCAACAGAGAAACAAGACUUUGGCAAGCCUGCCCACUUCGAUUUCGAUCGCUUACUUCCAUCAAUUAAUCAGCCUACAAUCUUUGGUCACGAUGUCUCGAACGAUAAGCCGCAAAGCAUUAUGAUGAAGCCCCCGCCUUCUCCUGGGUUCGGCAGCCAUCGAUUCGGAUCGCAGGCAGGGUUUGCCUUUGCGAGUCUCAAUCUAGGCUCCUCGCUCGAGCUUAGGCCAAUGGGCCCGCCAGCGCCAAUCGAACACGAGGUCACACCACUCGGCGCUUUCCCCGAGGACGACGCCCUCAUGUCGCCUCGGGCCGAGACGAUGACCAACAACCCGCUGCAUGAGCCAUGCCAUAAUAUCGCGGGCAUGCAAUUUGUUGAGGUUCCACCAACACCAUGCGAUGGUCUUUUUUCGCCGCGAGAAACCAUGUUCCCGCGUGACCCUCACUUUCCGUUCGCUCGCCCGCCACAAGUUGCCGACCCUAGAAGCCCGCCGACGAAGGGCGAAACACCCAUCGUUCGGUCUAUCGACGAAAUCCUUUGA